Notothenia coriiceps (black rockcod) is the source of this 1301-nucleotide messenger RNA. Its product is annotated as PCNA-interacting partner-like. Bases 1 to 714 code for a protein of 237 amino acids. The record is from RefSeq and is a predicted model, not a curated record. The transcript is spliced from 4 exons. Gene Ontology annotation, biological process: negative regulation of double-strand break repair via homologous recombination. Gene Ontology annotation, cellular component: chromatin. Lineage: Eukaryota; Metazoa; Chordata; Actinopteri; Perciformes; Nototheniidae.
AUGUGCUGUAUCUCCUGUAGCCGCACCCUCUCACUACUGCUGUGCGUCCUCACCCUGACUCCGACGCCAACAGGGGCGGGCCCAGAGACCCUGUGCGGGGCGGAGCUGGUCGACACGCUGCAAUCCCCUGAAUUGUCAUCUGGAAGCUCUCCAGAGCCUCUUAAGAACCGAGUCCAGAGCCGGCUAGACCUGCUCAAACCCAAGCCCAAAAAGGGGGUCAUUCGAUCCCAGUUUGCAUGCACAUACAAGGAUGAAGAACUGCCACUCAACCGUGUGCUGGAGUUCCCCAGCAGCAGCCAGAUGCCCACCUGUGUGCACCCAGCACCCAAACCCAAAAACACCCCCCCUGUGGACAAGGAGUGCAGCUCUGAUGUGGAGGUCAAAACCAAAGCCAAGUCUACAAAUGAAUGCCUGAAUAAGGAGCAGAGCGGUGUGCAGCAGGGGGCUGUUCUUGGGCCAAGAAGUGGAAAUGCCCAAAAAAGAGUUGCAGGCCCGGGCAUUCAAAAGAAAAAUGGCACUCAGGCGCAGGGAAAGGGCAACAAGAGGAAGCAGGUGGAUUCUGACCAACAUGAAGGGUCGGAGAACGAGCCCCCAGAGAAGAAGCAGCUCACUGCUGUCUCAGUCAAAAUGCCUGGCAAGAAUGUCAGUAAGGCCUUGAGUAAGAAGAAGCUGAUAGCUGGACAGGGAAAGCUUACAAGCUUCUUCAGGGUCUAAUGAAUCAUUUUUAAUCAUUUUAUGAUGCAGCUAAAUGUUAUUUAGUGUGUGAAUGUUCCAGUUAAGGCUGCAACUAAUCAUUACUUUGAGUCUCAGUUGAUCUGUUGGCUUUCGUUUAAGUGAAUACCUUUUGGAAAAUGUUUGUUAACUUGAUCAAAGAUAGAUGACGGUAUGUUAAAUUUGAAGCUAGCAGGUUUUACGCUAAUAUAGCAUAGAGCAGAGCAGAGAUUUGCUAAGCUAACUGACAACCCGUAGCAUUUAGCAUAUAGAUCAUUUUAAAGUUUUAAGACAUUCUGUUAGUUUUUCAUUUGUUUGAGAAAAUCAUGGCACAUUAAUUUUCUAUUGAUUUACUAUGCAAAUCAUGGUAUCCUCACUAAUGUACCCACUCAACAGUGAAACAUGUGGGUUUAUCAGUUGAUAGCAGAUCAUUGGAAACUUGGCCAGUACAUUUCCUUUCAUCAAGAAAAGUCCUACUUGAAAUAUUUAUAUCACUAGUUGUACAGUUUAUUUAACUUGUUCCUCAGCAAAAUCAAGUAUGUAAAUAAGAUGCAAACUUUUCACUUUUAAUAAACUUUUAUUUUGUUUUA